AAGCCUUGUUCCUAGGGCUUAUCAAAUUUCUAUAUAACCAGACUUAUCAAAAAGCAGUAAUUCCUUGCACAACAAAUCUUGCAAUGGCUCUUACUUCUACAUUUUCUUCUAAUUUGAGUUUACCCUGCCUCAAAUCUCAGCCUGCCCUGUCCCAUACUGCUCACCUUUCUAGUAAAGCAUUGCCAUUCAUACACAGAAAAAAACUUCAUGCAAUCGUAAAUCAGGCCUUAACUAGAGUUGAAAUUCCAUUUCUGGGCACCCACCACAACUAUCAUCAAAACUUGUGGGAGGAUGAUUUUUUACAGCCUAUUGCGCCUAAACAUCCUUACGAGGGUCCUUCCUAUGGUGAGCGUUGUGGAAGACUUAUUAGGGAGAUAAAACACAUGUUCAGUGCAACUGCUGGUGGUGAAAACAAUGUUUCCCAACUUCUUUCCCUGGUGGAUAAUAUCGAACGUCUUGGAAUAGAUCGACAUUUUCAAGAGGAAAUAAAAGAAGCCCUUGAUUUGGUUUACAGGAAUUGGGGUGAAUGCCAAAGAGAUCUCAACACCACGGCCUUAGGCUUCCGGACUCUUAGGCUCCAUAGAUACUCUGUUUCUCCAGGAAUGUUUGGGACGUUUAGAACAGCAAAUGGACAGUUCUUGUGCUCCACCGCUGAGUCAGAGGAGGAGAAAAUUAGAAGUAUUCUAAAUUUGUACCGAGCUUCAUAUAUUGCAUUUCCAGGGGAGAAAAUUUUGGACGAGGCUAAGGAAUUCUCUACAACAUAUUUAAGGGAAGCUCUGCAGAAGACAGGGAUCAACUCCAACCUUUUAGAAGAGAUAUCUUUCAAUUUGGAGAAUGGCCGUUUCAGCAAUCUUCCCCGUUUAGAAGCAAAGAAAUAUAUUGAAAUGUAUGAGGAAAACAGUUCGUGGACCAGGAUGGAGGGUAAUGAGAAACUUUUAUCUUUCGCCAAAAUGGACUUCAAAAUGAUCCAGUCCAUGCAUCAGCAAGAGCUUGAAACCUUCUCCAGGUGGUGGAGGGAUUCUGGUUUGUCUCAAUUGAAAUUUGCAUCUCGUCGUCAUGUAGAAUAUUUUUAUUUAGCAUGUGCGAUUUUUGAAGAUGAAAAGGAUUCUGUUUUAAGAUCUAGUGUGGCAAAGUUGUCUGCAAUUGCAGCCUAUUUUGUUGAUACAUACCACACUUAUGGAACUGUGGAUCAGCUUAAAUACUUCACAAAUGCUAUUAAAAAGUGGGAUCCAACAAUUGCAGAACCCCUUCCCAAAUAUAUGAAAGUGAUGUACACUGCAUUAUAUGAGACACUCAAUGAAGUAAAUGAAGGUAGUCAAAAGAUAGAAGGCCAAGAUACUCUGUCAACCUCAAGAGAUAUCUGGCAAUAUUUUGUAGAUGUCAUGAUGCAAGAAGUUGAGCAGCGUGCUUUAGGGAACAUACCAACUUUGGUAGAAUAUCUAAGGAAUGGAAAAAUUGUCUCUAUGACAUAUCAAGCAAUAUUGCAACCUCUAUUAACAAUUGAUGGGAGUUUUUUAGAAAACAUCCUUCAAAAACUUGAUUAUUCGUCAAGGGUCUAUGAUAUUUUAUUCUUAUGCCUUACAUUAGAAGGUGAUAUCAAAUCAUUCAAGGGUGAGGUAGAUCAGCGAGAAGAAAUUUCAUCCAUGUCAUGUUACAUGAGAGAUAAUCCAGGAACCACUAAAGAAGAUGCCAUAAAUUAUGUCAAUAAUUUAUUGGAUGAUAAACUCAAAGAAUUGAACUCGGAGCUUUUGAAAUCCAACAAAGUUUCAACUUGGAGCAAGGAUUAUUCUUAUGACAUUAUAAGGGGUUUCCUACAUUUCCACCAAGAGAGAGAUAAUUUUACCAUUUCAAGUAAAGAUAUAAAGAAUCAUGUCACUCAAAUCAUUUUUGAGCCAAUAACAAUGUAAAUUUUGAAUAUAAUCAAAUAAGGUCUAUAAUGACCUAAAUCCAUG
Cryptomeria japonica (Japanese cedar) is the source of this 1952-nucleotide messenger RNA. RefSeq names its product alpha pinene synthase, chloroplastic. The transcript has 10 exons. Gene Ontology annotation, biological process: diterpenoid biosynthetic process. Bases 84 to 1907 code for a protein of 607 amino acids. The record is from RefSeq and is a predicted model, not a curated record. Gene Ontology annotation, molecular function: terpene synthase activity; magnesium ion binding. NCBI's taxonomy places the organism in Eukaryota, Viridiplantae, Streptophyta, Pinopsida, Cupressales, Cupressaceae.